Messenger RNA from Dermatophagoides pteronyssinus (European house dust mite), 896 nucleotides. RefSeq lists its product as uncharacterized. Lineage: Eukaryota; Metazoa; Arthropoda; Arachnida; Sarcoptiformes; Pyroglyphidae. The record is from RefSeq and is a predicted model, not a curated record.
UUUGUUAAAUUCAAAAUUUUAUUAUUUUAUCUGUUCAUAAUGAUAGAUAUGAUAAUGGGACAGAUAAGAAAUUCUUAUCAAGUUAUUCAACAAUCAACAAAUCAACAAAAUCAGUUAUUAUCAUCUUCAAUAAUAUCGUCUUCAAUUUUCAAUCGAAAUUUUUUAAAGCCAUCAUCAUUAUCGUAUAAUCGAUUGAAUACAAAAAAUUUAUUCAAUGAUCGUGCUACUAUUCUAUAUAGGCCACAAACAUCGAUCAUAUUGAAUGAUGGACAAGUAAAAGUAGGAGAAUGUCCACAAACAAGACCAGCCGGAAAUGGUUAUUAUACAUUCAAACAGUAUGAAGGUAUAUGGUUUAAAAGAUAUCGAAGCCGUGUACGACAAGGUGAAUCAUUUUUUAAAUGUGCAUGGAUCGAUUAUAUUGAUCAAGGUAAUAAUAAUAUAUUUAUUAUGGAUAAUUUACAAAAUAAUCGAACGGGUGAAUGGUUUCGUCAGAAUGCAACCACAGAAGUAUGGCCAAAUGAUCCUACAACAUGGACUAGUACAUUAGCAAAUGGCGUCCGUUUUGAUACACAUCUAAUCUAUUACGAUGGUAAUUUAGGUGUGGCAGUAAUCUAUAGCUGUUCACCAACAUCGGAUAAUGGUCACCAAGGAAUCGGUAAUAUUUACACAAGAUCACCGACAACACCUUUAUCAAAAUCAUAUGUUGAUUUUUUAUUGGAUAUUUUCUAUCAAAAUGGAAUCUAUGAUACAUUACCAUUAUAUUUUGUUGAUCAGGAUAAUUGUAAAGAAGAAAAUCUACCUAAACCAAGAUAUAAUAUGAUUUAAUUAUGAUGAUACCUGUACGAAAUGCUCCUUUUAUUGGGCCUCUUAAAAACAAAAUAUUUUUAAUUAUUUUG